AUGAAAUACUUCAAAUCAAUAGUAGUGUUGACUAUUAUUGUUAUCAUAUCAUCAUUGUUAUGGUCAACACAAGUUGAUGCUACAUCUAUAGAUUUCGUUGACAAUAUUAGAUCAAUAGGUCUAGAUGAUAGUAUAUAUGAUCAACAAGGAUUUAAUAAUGUUACAGUACCAUUACCAGAUGUAGGUGAAUUGGCUUAUGAUUUAUGCUAUGUGCGUAUAUUGACCAAUCUAACUGAUCUCUAUACUUUAAACUUGUCAUCUGUAUUUGGUGCUUGUUAUAAUUGUGCAUUCCAACCUUUGGAUAUUGUAUUUAUAAAUGGAACAACACCAUACUUUACACUUGCAACAACCUUUUCAUAUACAUUUAAUGCAUCGGUGUACGAUCUAAUUGGUAGAAUGGGUGAAACUAUAACAUUCUCGACAAGAUUCCAUGAACGUGGAAUCUAUGAUUUAUAUAUCAAUUCAAUUUAUGUUACUUCAACAAAAGGAUUAAGUUAUAAUAUAAAUAUAGUUAAAGAUCCAAUUAAUACAUUUGUACCAAUAGGAGUAAUGUUUGGAAUAUUUAUUGGAGCAGCGAUUGCAUGGCCAAUCAUUAUACAUUAUUAUAAGAAAUCAAAGAGUGAAUCAUUGGAAUUCCAACUACAGAAUUUGGAAUCGAACCAACCUAAAAAAGACAGAUUAAAAUCAUUGGAUGUAUUCCGAGGAUUGUCUAUUACGAUUAUGAUAUUUGUAAACUAUGGAGGUGGUGGUUACUGGUUCUUUAAUCACUCGUAUUGGAAUGGUUUGACGGUGGCCGACUUGGUAUUCCCAUGGUUCAUUUUUAUCAUGGGAAUUGCCAUGCCACUAUCUUUUAAUGCCAUGGAGAUUAGAGGUGUACCAAAGAGAACCAUCUUUAUAAAGUUGGUUCGUCGAUCGGUCAUUCUUUUCAGUUUGGGUUUGUUUAUCAACAAUGGAAACAAUCUUGGUCACUGGCGUAUACUCGGUGUAUUGCAACGAUUUGGUGUCAGUUACUUUGUGACUGGCUGUAUCAUGAUGUUUGUACCAUUGUAUCGUCCAAAUGGCGGCGGCGGCGGAAACAGUCAUCAUCAAUACAACCGAUUCGACGGUACUGGAAAUGAUAGAGAACGAGAACCAUCAGAAUCAGACCCAUUAUUCCAAUCAUCUUCAAUUCAAGAAAAGUUCAAAGCACACUCUGCAUCAAUGUUGGCCGACUUUAUUCCAUUUUGGUUGCAGUGGUUAUUUGCCCUAUUGAUUCUGGCCGUUUGGUUCCUUGUCACCUUUUUAUUACCCGUGCCUGGAUGUCCAACCGGCUAUCUUGGUCCAGGUGGAUUGGGUGACCAAGGUCAACAUGUCAACUGCACAGGUGGUGCUGCCAAAAUUGUCGAUCUUCAUAUCUUUUCCAACAAUCAUAUUUUCCAAACACCAACUUGUCAACCCAUCUACAAUACCGGUGCCUAUGACCCAGAAGGAACACUUGGAUACCUCACCUCUGUCUUUAUGUGUUUCCUUGGAGUGCAUGCUGGCCGUACCAUUAUGACUUACAAAUCGAAUCGUUCACGUCUUAUUCGUUGGACCAUUCUCUCUAUUCUGUUGUGUGGUAUUGCAGCAGGUCUAUGUGGAGUAUCACAAAAUGGUGGUUGGAUUCCAAUCAACAAGAAUCUCUGGACACCUUCAUUUAUCUUUUUAUUGUCUGGUUUUGGAUUCUUUGUGUUGGCAAUCUUUUACGUAGUCGUCGAUAUCAAACGAAUUUGGAAUGGUGCUCCAUUGGUCUAUGUUGGUAUGAACCCAAUCACAAUCUAUUGUGGACAUGAAAUACUUGGUGGAUAUUUCCCAUUCUCUUUUUAUGCUUCCGUCCAAACUCAUGCUCUCUACCUAUUAUCAAAUUGUAUUGGUGUUGGAUGUUGGUUAUUAAUAGCUUAUUUAAUGUAUAAAAAUAGAGUUUUUAUUAAUAUUUAA
Molecule: messenger RNA, 1956 nt
Organism: Cavenderia fasciculata
Lineage: Eukaryota; Evosea; Eumycetozoa; Acytosteliales; Cavenderiaceae
Exons: 3
Coding region: 1-1956 (651 amino acids)
Source: RefSeq, a predicted model, not a curated record